UCCAUCACGCAAAAUAAAAUAAAUAGAGGAAAAUAGAAAAGGUAGGGGAUCCGAAGUUGUCAAGAGCUCCGAUCCCACCCACCUGCGCGCUGCGGAUCGAUCGACUCCGAUUCCCUCCCAAAUCGGCCCCGGGAAUCCCAACGCGCAAGCGGAAGAAGGGAAGCGGGCGACGCGAAGCGAGCUCGAGGUGAUGAAUUGUUACGGUUUAUGGACGGAACAAGCAAGGAGCCUCUCCACAAGGACUACUACAAAGUUCUGGAGGUUGACUAUGAUGCAUCUGAUGACACUAUCAAAUUGAGUUAUAGAAGACUAGCUUUGAUGUGGCAUCCAGACAAGCAUAAGGGUGAUAAUGAUGUCACAGCUAAAUUUCAGGAGAUUAAUGAAGCAUACAAGGUUUUAAGUGAUCCAGCUAAGCGACUAGAAUACGACCUUUCCGGCUGUUACGAGAUCAAUCAGUAUACUUUGCGUGAGUACCUUACAAGAUUUAAGGGUAUGAUACUUACCUGCAAUGGCCUUGGCAUAGAUCAUCCUUCAAAAUGGGCCCGACAUUUGAGGGAAUUGAAGCCCCAUUGAUCAACAGGUACAGACCGUGCCAUCACUGAUGCUGAUCAGAUUUGCUGUUCUUUGUAAAACCACAAUGUGUUUUGCCGCAUACAAUGGCACUUUGCCACUUUCUGCCACUAGAGAUACAUGUGCGCCAUUUCCGGAUGUAAUUGUUGGUGACUGACUGGUCACGAAUACAAAAGUAGCUCCUUUCUCAUGAUAAAUAUAACUCCAAAGAAGAUGAAUAGAAGGGACUA
Phragmites australis (common reed) is the source of this 800-nucleotide messenger RNA. RefSeq lists its product as uncharacterized. Gene Ontology annotation, cellular component: cytoplasm; nucleus. Lineage: Eukaryota; Viridiplantae; Streptophyta; Magnoliopsida; Poales; Poaceae. The transcript is spliced from 6 exons. Bases 208 to 573 code for a protein of 121 amino acids. The record is from RefSeq and is a predicted model, not a curated record.